Molecule: messenger RNA, 1314 nt
Organism: Hippocampus comes (tiger tail seahorse)
Lineage: Eukaryota; Metazoa; Chordata; Actinopteri; Syngnathiformes; Syngnathidae
Product: protein THEM6-like
Exons: 4
Coding region: 264-872 (202 amino acids)
Source: RefSeq, a predicted model, not a curated record
GACAUCAGACGCUAAAUAUGUCAUAUCCCUACUAAUAACUGAAUAAUAAGAGCGCUUUAAAACACUUUUAAUUUCUCUGUUAUGUUUUUGUUCAUCGGCGCUUUUUAAAUUGAGGAUGCACUUAAGACCCAUUUCUUCAAAACUUUUAUUUUGAAAGAUAGCGUCGGAAGUACUUCCUAUAAGUAGACACGGUGAUUCAUUCCCGCCCCCCUUAAAAAGUAUGACUUUCUAAAGAUUUUGGUUCACCAACGACACUUGGAGAGAUGUGGCUGCUUCUGCUGCUCGCUGCCCUCUUGGCUCUCUUCUGCAGCCUGGACGUGUGGUACUUCGUGCGGGCGGCCGCUGUGUUCGUCCGUGCCUGGCUGCAGCCUCCCGUGCGUGACGUGACGGCCGAGCAGGUCAUGACCGGCCGUGUGGCCCCGCGCGACAUCGACAUGUGUCACAUGAACAACGCACGCUACUUGCGCGAGUGCGAUUUCGCCCGCUUCUCGCUGUACAUGCGCAACGGCGUCUUCAAGGCGCUGCGGGCCCUCAAGGCUUCCAUUGUGGUGGGGGCGACCACCAUCCGCUACCGCCGACCACUUUGCAUCGGCGAGUCGUACGAGCUGCGCAGUCGGGUGGUGACGUGGGACGACAAAGCUUUCUUCCUGGAGCAGAGGUUCGUGUCAAGCAAGGACGGCGUGGUGUGCGCCGUCAUGUACUGCAAGCAGGCUGUCCUACGCAGCAGUCCGGACAACAUCAUGCAGUAUCUCUGCAAGCGGAAGGUGGAAUGUCCCGAAUUCCCUGAGGACCUCCAGCACUGGAUCAACUUCAUCUCAGCCAGCAGCCAGAACCUCAGAGCAGAGAGUGGCCUCCAGGAGAAAAACAAAUAAGCAUGGACAUUCACAUUUUUUCAGUGGACCCCGGCGAUUCACAGGUGAUAUGGACCAGGUUCUGCCGUGAAUACCGAAAAUCUGUGACGAACACGUGUCCACUCACAGUUUACACAGGCGCUACUACUAAGUCAUUGAACUUGGAAUCUACAAACGAUAAUAAAGGUAGGGAAACACGGGCAAAUUGGAAUGGCAAGUAGACUAAAUGGGCGAUUGGUAUCUGCAAAGGAAGAGAAGCAGAAGCAUGCUUUUUGUUUCACUUUUGACGACGCACAACGCGCAUUCAAAGACGUGCAAAAAGAAAUCCUGGAAUUAAUUAAACCAUACUGCAACAUCAAAGUAAUAAUUCUAUUACUUAGGCCUGAGUACAAAAACACACUGUUCGCUAUUUUUGUCAUGAGGAUAAUUUAUGAAUCAGGGAAAUAAAGUUGUGCCUUUUUUU